Molecule: messenger RNA, 520 nt
Organism: Staurois parvus
Lineage: Eukaryota; Metazoa; Chordata; Amphibia; Anura; Ranidae
Source: the annotation of a GenBank genome assembly
UCUUCUCUCCCCGGCUGUGACAGCUUGCAGCUUAACAACCGGGUGCCCACUGCACAUGCAUGAGAAGUGCUGUGCUUUGUCUGCACCCUCUGGUCAUCUCCUGUGCUAUGUCCGCAGUCUCUGGUCACCUCCUGUACUGUGUCCGCAGUCUCUGGUCACCUCCUGUACUGUGUCCGCAGUCUCUGGUCACUUCCUGUACUGUGUCCGCAGUCUCUGGUCAUCCCCUGUAGUAGGUUCGCAAUCUCUGGUCAUCCCCUGUACUGUGUCCGCAGUCUCUGGUCAUCCCCUGUACUGUGUCCGCAGUCUCUGGUCAUCCCCUGUACUAUGUCCGCAGUCUCUGUUCAUCUCCUGUACUGUGUCCGCAGUCUCUGUUCAUCUCCUGUACUGUGUCCGCAGUCUCUGGUCAUCUCCUGUACUGUGUCCGCAGUCUCUGGUCAUCUCCUGUACUGUGUCCGCAGUCUCUGGUCAUCCCUGUACUGUGUCCGCAGUCUCUGGUCAUCUCCUGUACUUUGUCCGCAGU